GCCCCCAUUCCUUGCAGCACCCCCCACACUCCUCCGGGCGUUUUUCCAGCGACAGUCAAAAGAGAAACACACACAAAAAAUAUAAAAAAUUAACGCCAGCGCUCGAAAGAAAAGUGCAGUGAAAGAAAAUCUGUGCCAGUCCAUAGUGUACGCGUAUCGUUGUUAUCCGUCGUCUGUUCGUCGUUUUGUGUUUUUAAUGUAGUUAUGUGUGCAGCAUCGGUCGCGCUGCAUCUGUGUAAUGUGUAAUCUGUAAUCUGUCCAGGAAAAACCACGGCCCACGGAUACGGAUGAGCCCAAAUUAUUUUUAUUAACGCAACGAAAUUUAUGCGCGCGCCUGCCAUUGCGACCCCCGCAAUCAGGGCUCCCUCAGCAACAGAAGCAACAGCAACAACACACACACACACACACACACACGCAGAGACACAUACGCCCAAGUCCGAGGUCAACUCCCACCCAAUCUCCGCCUGCGUGCGCCCACAAAAUCGGCCACCCCCAAUAUUGCAAAUGGCCUCCAACAACAACAACAACAUUAGCAGCAGCUUUGGCAACUCUCUGGGCGGCGGUAUAGCCGCUGUCAAUGCAGAUCUGUGGCGCGAGUGCGUCGCCUGGCUGACGCGAUGCAAAAUCAUACCGCCCGACCACAAGGCCGCUCUGCCCGACGCCGAGAUUCGUAUUCUGGCCAUGACGCUGCGGGAUGGCGUCCUCUUGUGCAAUCUGGUCAUCCAUUUGGAUCCGAGCAGCAUGGAUCCGCGCGAAUUCAAUCGCAAGCCACAAAUGGCCCAGUUUCUGUGCAGCAAGAACAUCAAGCUCUUCCUGGAUGUCUGUCACAAUAAUUUUGGUAUACGCGAUGCGGAUCUGUUUGAGCCCACCAUGCUCUACGAUCUGACCAAUUUCCAUCGGGUGCUGAUCACGCUCUCAAAGCUGUCGCAGUGUCGCAAGGUGCAGCAGCUCCAUCCGGAUCUAGUCGGCUUCAACCUUUUGCUGUCGCCCAGCGAACGCUCCCAUUCGGAUGAGGCCAUCUACAAGGAUCUACACUCCACUGAAAUGCGAAAAACCAACAGCAUUGAUGCGGCCGUUGUGCCAGCAUCCGCGUCCGGCGCCGCCGCCGCCGCCAGGGAAGGAUUCUACGAACGGUCUUUGAAGAGCGGCUCCGGGUCCGUUUCGGUGGAGGAUGAGAACAGCGAUAUAACCAUUGAGAAUGGCAUCGAGGAUAACGACAUCGAUGACAUGGACGACAUCGGCGAUGGGACCAUGGACAAUGACUCGGGCAGUGGCGGCAGUGGCAGUGGCAGCGGCAAUGGCGGUGGCAAUGGUUCCAUGAAAACCCUCUCCUUUGAUCUCUCGCUGGACGACACGGCCUCGCUGGAGGGCGUGCCGGUGGCCACAGUCGCCUCACCGCCGGAAACCCUUGCGCCCACACGCACCACCGCUGCCCUGCUGAGGGAGGCACCGAAGCCGAGCACCUCGGAGGCGGCUGCCGAGGCAUUUGCAUCGAAUGCAUCGUUCUGUGCAUCGACACUGUCGCUAUUGCAUGCCUCCAACUCGUCGCUGUUCAUCAACGAGAGCCAGUGGCUGCAGAAGGCCGCCGCCGCUGUCUACAAUUAUCGGUCAUGCCCGUCGAUUAGCUCCGAGGAGCAUGAGUACUCGUACAUCUAUAGCGAGGACGAUGAGAAGGUCUACGAGGAUCUGUGCUAUGUCACCUUCCAAACGAAGCCAAAACCAGAGGUUACCACCGACAAUAUUGCAUGCAAUGGAACCGGUUACGAUCACACCAACACAAAAGAGGAGGAGGUCUACCAAGACUUGUGCGCCCUGCACAGGACGAGUAGAAGCCAGACAGCCUCAUCGACGAGCUUCGAGCAGCGCGACUACGUGAUACGGGAGCUAAUCGACACAGAGUCCAACUAUUUGGAUGUUCUCAAUGCCCUUAAGCUGAAGUUUAUGGGUCCGCUGGAACGGCACCUCAACCAGGACGAGCUGCGGCUAAUAUUUCCACGAAUCAGGGAGCUGGCUGACAUACACACGCGCUUCCUGCGGGAACUGCGGGAAGCCCUGUCGCCCACCACCAAGCUGAGAAUGGCCCAGGUAUUCAUGGAUUUUCGUGAGCCAUUCCUCAUCUAUGGCGAGUACUGCAGCUGCCUGCUGGGCGCCAUUGACUAUCUGGCGGAUGUGUGCAAGAAGAAUCAGAUCAUCGAUCAGCUGGUGCAGAAAUGCGAACGCGAAUACAAUGUGGGAAAGCUGCAGUUGCGCGACAUUUUGUCGGUGCCCAUGCAGCGCAUUCUCAAGUACCAUCUGCUGCUGGACAAGCUCGUAAAGGAGACGGCACCGCAGCAUGAGGAUUACCGCUCGCUGGAGCGGGCCAAGGAGGCCAUGAUCGAUGUGUCGCAGUAUAUCAAUGAGGUGAAACGCGACUCGGACCAUCUGGUCAUCAUACAGAAGGUGAAGGACAGCAUAUUCGAUCUACAUCUGCUGCAGAAUGGCAAUGAUCUGCUGCAGUAUGGCCGCCUCCUACUCGACGGGGAGCUGCACAUCAAGGCGCACGAGGAUCAGAAGACCAAGCUGCGGUAUGCGUUUGUCUUUGACAAGAUACUCAUUAUGGUGAAGUCGCUGCACAUCAAGACGGGCGACAUGCAGUACACAUAUCGCGACUCGCAUAACCUGGCCGACUACCGUGUCGAGCAGAGCCACUCGCGACGCACUCUCGGCCGGGAUACGCGCUUCAAGUAUCAGCUACUGUUGGCCCGCAAAUCGGGCAAGACGGCCUUCACGCUGUAUCUCAAGUCGGAGCAUGAGCGGGACAAGUGGCGCAAGGCACUCACCGAGGCAAUGGAGAGCCUGGAUCCGCCUGGCUGCCGCAAUACGGAUCACAAAAUGGAAAUCUUUACAUUCGAUACACCAACAUCAUGUCGGCACUGCUCCAAGUUUCUAAAGGGACGCAUCCAUCAGGGCUAUCGCUGCAAGGUGUGCCUCAUAGCCGUGCACAAGGGCUGCAUCUCGUCGACGGGUCGCUGCAAGCAGAAUCCCAUUACCCAGCCGCCGCCCGUCUGCGAUCGUCAGCUAACGGAGUUCAAUUGGUUUGUGGGCAACAUGGAUCGCGAGACGGCGGCCAAUCGUUUGGAGAAUCGACGCAUUGGCACAUAUUUGCUGCGCGUACGCCCGCAGGGACCAUCGACGGCCCAUGAGACGAUGUAUGCCCUGAGCUUAAAAACCGAUGAUCAUGUGAUUAAGCAUAUGAAAAUCAAUCAGGAAAUUGGCACAGAGGGCAUGCUCUAUUGCCUGUCGGCACGCAGGCAUUUCAAGACGAUUGUCGAGCUGGUUUCCUACUACGAAAGGAACGAUCUAGGCGAGAAUUUUGCAGGCUUAAAUACAUUGCUGCAGUGGCCAUAUCGUGAGGUAAUAGCCACUGCCCUGUACGAUUACGAACCGAAGCCGGGUAGCAAUCAACUGCAGCUGCGCACCGAUUGCCAGAUAUUGGUUAUAGGCAAGGAUGGCGACAGCAAGGGCUGGUGGCGUGGCAAGAUUGGUGAUACAGUUGGCUACUUUCCCAAGGAGUACGUGCAGGAGCAUUCGCCCAAUGACGAGCUUUGAUAUUAUAAUUCGCUUAUCUAUUUUGGUACACCCA
Messenger RNA from Drosophila obscura, 3622 nucleotides. RefSeq names its product protein vav (gene Vav). NCBI's taxonomy places the organism in Eukaryota, Metazoa, Arthropoda, Insecta, Diptera, Drosophilidae. The record is from RefSeq and is a predicted model, not a curated record. Gene Ontology annotation, cellular component: cytoplasm. Gene Ontology annotation, molecular function: protein binding; guanyl-nucleotide exchange factor activity. Gene Ontology annotation, biological process: cell migration; regulation of GTPase activity. The transcript has 11 exons. The coding region runs from base 325 to 3588 and encodes 1087 amino acids.